Molecule: messenger RNA, 642 nt
Organism: Penicillium manginii
Lineage: Eukaryota; Fungi; Ascomycota; Eurotiomycetes; Eurotiales; Aspergillaceae
Exons: 1
Coding region: 1-642 (213 amino acids)
Source: RefSeq, a predicted model, not a curated record
AUGGUUUCAACGCCAUCAAUCGCGUUUUGUGACCUAGUCACAGAUCUACUCCAACAAUUGCUGAAUACCUGCAAAAACACUCGUCUCAUUAUCUGUGGCACCAGAACCGAGUUUCUCAUCCAACUCUCUGCGGCCAUUCGAACCCAAUCCAGCGAACCGAAUGCUGAAACCCGUCACCAUCUACUUACAAAGACAAUCGGACUACUGGCCAACUCGAGCAAGAUCCAAUUAGCGUUUUGUCCCUCACUAGAGAGCCUUCGAGCAUAUCUUGCGGUCUUUACUUCGGUCCAUGGUGCCGGCAUGGAAGCGGAAAAUCUAGAUAGGUCGCAGGUUCUUGCAAUCCUGGAUCUUGUGGCUUUACAUGCGACAACAACCGAAUUCUCUGCCCAGGGACUAUCAAGAACACUUGCUACUGCGGUCGAGACUGCAUCCCGUGCACAAAUGGACCUAGUUCUAUGUGAAUGCACUAAUGCGGUAGACCCUUCGAGCUCUGAUUGGGGUUCGGGACUAUGGGAUACGCAAGUCCCUCUACUGAAUGGUUCACUGCGAAUCCGCAGCGAAGACGGAGGCUGGGGAGGGCGUGGCUUGCCUAUCAAACGAGUUGCCGAGCGUUGGUUUGAGUUUGACCAAAAUGAUGCAUAA